Molecule: messenger RNA, 1614 nt
Organism: Branchiostoma belcheri (Belcher's lancelet)
Lineage: Eukaryota; Metazoa; Chordata; Leptocardii; Amphioxiformes; Branchiostomatidae
Product: toll-like receptor 13
Exons: 1
Coding region: 16-1614 (532 amino acids)
Biological process (GO): toll-like receptor signaling pathway; inflammatory response; immune response
Cellular component (GO): membrane
Molecular function (GO): transmembrane signaling receptor activity; protein binding
Source: RefSeq, a predicted model, not a curated record
CUGGAUAAAAACUUAAUGAAACAAGUACAACCUUUAGCACAAGGAAAAAUGAAAAACUUGAAAACGUUAACUAUGUCCAAUAACAAAAUCCAGUCUAUCGAAACAGGACAAUUGGCAGGGUUGGACCAGCUGGAACAUUUAGAUCUCAGUCAUAACGAGAUCAACACCGCCAUGCCAUCCGCCUUCCGUGGACUAUCGCGGCUACAAUUCCUGGAUCUCAGUGAAAACAAGAUUAAGUAUAUACCAGAGAUGACAUUUGAAGGUUUAGAAAGCCUCGCACAUCUAAACAUGAAAGCCAACAGCAUAGCAGUGAUUGGGGACGCCUUUCAGCGUCUGUACGGGUUGAGGCACCUGAAUCUGAGGAGCAACAGGUUGGCUGUGUUAAAUCAAACCGCAUUGGGUCCUGUUGUCUACCGGUUAGAGACUAUCGACAUUGCAGACAACCCGUUUCUGUGUGAUUGUAAGUUAAUGUGGUUUGUUGAGUGGGCCCUGGAUAAAUACGACAGGGUAGCAAACUUGUACAACCCCUAUCCUUACUUUGAUCGAGGGUACACAUGUUCCCGUCCGGCUGAAUUGCUUCGAAAGCGUUUGAUAGACGGAUUGACGCAGGAAGAACACUCGAGCGACAGACAGGAUUCAUCAGUGCGAAAGUUCUUCGACAGAGACUGUAGUCAUGGAUUCCGGCCCAACCGCCUCCUGGCUUGUGUACUUGCCUCUUCGGGCAUCUUCGUCGCCAUGAUGACCAUUUUCCUGGUCGACUACCACGUCGGCCGUGUUCAGUACUACCUGUGGAUGUUAGCCAAGUGGAGGAGACCGAAGAUUGGAGAAGUAAAGAACCAAGAGCCGCCCAGAUACACACACGAUGCUUUUCUUGCCUACAACAACCGGGACGUCGGGUGGGUUAUACAUCAAGCGAUAGAGAAUCUGGAACCUGACUACAGUCUGGUCAUACACGAAAGGGACUUUGCAGUGGGUGCUCCCAUUGUAGAAAACAUCGCGGAUGCCGUGGAAAACAGCCGUAGAACCGUCUGCCUCAUCAGCAGGAACUUCCUGAAGAGUAAGUGGUGCGAGUACGAGUUCCAGCUGGCCCAGUACCACAUGUUUGAGGAGGGCGGAGGAGUGCGUCUCAUCCUGGUGUUUCUGGAGAAGAUUCCCAACCGAAUGCUGAAACAGUUCCGCCAUCUGAACGCUGUGGUUAAGAGGGACACGUACCUGAUGUGGCCACACGACGUGCGGAAAAGGCCGCUGUUCUGGAGGCGGCUGCGAGACGCUCUGGGCAAUCCUCUACCCCGUGACCCAGAGCAUCAACAGGAGGUACAAGAUCCGGAACGGAACAUUCCGGAACAGCAAGCUCCGGGACGGUACAUUCCGGAACAGCAAGCUCCGGGACGGUACAUUCCGGAACAGCAAGCUCCGGGACGGUACAUUCCGGAACAGCAAGCUCCGGGACGGCACAUUCCGGAACAGCAAGAACAGGCUCCAGUCAGGAACAUUGUGGAAGUGCAGGUCCAUGCCCCCGUGCGGAACAUUCCGGAAAUGCAAAAUGAAUUAGUCCCAGAUCCAGACAACCAGUGGUUUGGAGAUGGGGAUGGCAUUCCCCUUGUACCACUGUAG